This is a messenger RNA of Amorphotheca resinae ATCC 22711, 1497 nucleotides long. RefSeq lists its product as hypothetical. NCBI's taxonomy places the organism in Eukaryota, Fungi, Ascomycota, Leotiomycetes, Helotiales, Amorphothecaceae. The record is from RefSeq and is a predicted model, not a curated record. The transcript has 2 exons. Gene Ontology annotation, molecular function: NAD+ binding. The coding region runs from base 1 to 1497 and encodes 498 amino acids.
AUGGACACCGGUCGGCUUUCCCUUGGCCGCGUCUCAAGCAAGAAGACCGCUGGCCAUAAGGUGGCGGAGGUGCCCGAGGAAGAGUCCGACUCGGACGACGCGCUUUUAGCCACUGCCCUCCCACGUGUCAACGGGGUUGCGCCUCUGGUCGACUCGGAAGAAGAUGGCUUCGGCGAGGAAGACGAGGACUCGAACGAUGAAUGGGAAAUAGACUCACUCUUUGAAGACACUCUGGAAGAGAUGGGAGACGAGCACCUCUUCGAAGGUGAGCCAAAUGCGUGUACGCUCGAAGAGGCCGGCGCCUUCAGACAACAGCUACGCACCAUCGGCCCUGAGGAGUUUUGCAAGAGGACCGUUGAAGCUGGCACUAUCAGUGCGAAAAAGCUAUUGACUGCAUUUGGUCUCCGACCGCCCCCUUUUCUCGAGGGGUCACCUGACGAUGCCUAUUAUGGCCUUCUCAGUCUCGCCAUCAGUCGCGAGCUCUCCAAACGGAUUAAGCUACCACAGUAUAACACCGUUGACGAUGCGGUUGAGCUCAUCAAGAAAUCAAAUAACAUCAUCGUUCUCACUGGCGCAGGAAUCUCUACCUCUCUCGGCAUUCCCGAUUUCAGAUCGAAGGACAUAGGUCUCUACUCCAAAUUAGAACACCUUGGCCUGAACGAUCCUCAAGAAGUCUUCGACAUCGAGAUCUUCCGGCAAGAUCCGAAUAUCUUCUUCUCAAUUGCGCGCGAUAUCCUGCCGUCGACGGACCGAUUCACGCCUACUCAUGCUUUCAUUUAUCUGCUGCAGCAGAAGGGAAAACUCCUGACUAACUACUCUCAGAACAUUGACAACAUCGAAUCGGUGGCGGGCAUCCUCCCCGAAAAGCUUGUCCAGUGCCAUGGGUCUUUCGCAACGGCCUCCUGUGUGGAGUGUAAAUACCAAGUGCCGGGCGAGACCAUUUUCCCAGAUAUCAAGGCCGGGACCAUCCCUCGCUGUGACCGAUGCAUAGCCAACCUCCGGGCCCUUCGCGCCCCAGCCGCUAUGAAGCGCAAGCGCUCUCAGAAUGGUCACGACAAGAGGAAGCGUCGGUUUGAUUCCGACGCCGACGACUCGUCGGAAGAAGACUACGAUAUCCCAGCUGCGGGGGUCAUGAAACCAGACAUCACGUUCUUCGGCGAAGCGCUCCCCGAUAAAUUCUCGGAGCGUCUCACCAACCACGACAAGAACCUCGUUGACCUGGUCAUUGUCAUCGGCACGUCGCUCAAAGUCGCACCGGUCUCCGAGGUGGUACCUUACCUGCCGGCGCACAUCCCGCAGAUGUACAUCUCGCGGACGCCGGUCUCGCAUGUCAACUUCGAUGUUGAUAUGCUGGGGGACUGCGAUGUGGUAGUUGCCGAGCUGUGUCGGCGUGCGGGAUGGGAUCUCAAUCAUGAGAUGGUGCCCAAGAACCAGAAGGUGGACAUCCGCUUGCAAGAAGGGUUCACAAGUCGGCACAUAUUUACCGUUAAGCAGUAG